This is a messenger RNA of Striga asiatica, 1320 nucleotides long. The record is from the annotation of a GenBank genome assembly. NCBI's taxonomy places the organism in Eukaryota, Viridiplantae, Streptophyta, Magnoliopsida, Lamiales, Orobanchaceae.
AUGGGCGGCGCGUCGUGGAAGCUGAAGAAAGCCGCCAAGAAAAUAUUUGGCCUUCGGACAUGUGCCUCUUUGUGCAACACACAAGCUCUUGUUGUCCACAAAUCCCCUGUAUCUUGUUCCAUAAAUUCUUGCGAGAACACUAAAGUCUCAUCAGAAAAUCCAGCGCAAGGCAUUUCUAGUAGCAGCCCUUGUUCAAAUAAGAACCUAUGCACGAUAUGCCUCGACCCAUUAACCGGAGGUCGGGCUAUAUUCACGGCCCAAUGCACGCACGCCUUCCAUUUCUCGUGCAUCACGUCCAACAUCAGCCACGGCAGCCUGACCUGCCCCAUUUGCCGGGCCCAUUGGACCCAACUGCCCAAGACCCCACGAACCCACUGCCCGGUCCACAACACCGCUGCCCGUGAAAUCGGGCCUUUCCGGCGAAUCCGCUGCCCGGUCGAAACGGGCCCCACCACCGCCUCCCGAGCCCGACUCUCUUUCUCUCUCCUCAACCACCCGAGCACCGGGUUUUGCUACCUCCGAGUAAAGUUGGAUCAUCGACCGCCAAUCGACUUGGUAUUGGUCGUCGACGACUCCACGGUUGAACCGCGCCAUCUGAGCCUCGUGAAGCGUGCCAUGGCCUUGGUGGUCUCGUCUCUGGGCCCCACCGACCGCCUGGCGAUAGCCGCACGCUCGGGAGUUUCCGCACUGAGGAGCAUGACGCCGUGCGGAAAACGAAUUGCGCUGAGAAUCGUCGAUCGUCUGUCGUGCGCGGGCGGGCCCGCGGACGAGAGGCUCGCCGAGGAGGUGCUCGAGGGCCGUUAUCGCAAGAAUCCUCAGACGUGCGUCGUUCGCCUGACGUGGGGCCCGCAUGGACCUCACGAGGGGCUCGUUUCGGAAGAUUCGUCUGUUGUCGUGCGACGGUUAGGGUUUGGACUCGGGGGUUGUGGCGGGUCGUCGGCGGAGGUUUUGAACGAGUUCGAAGGGUUUCUGGCGAGGACGAUCGGUGGUCUGGCGGAGGAUAUUCGACUGAGGAUUGGGAAUCGUGGGGUGAUUGUGAGAAUAGGAGAGAUGAGGGGUGGGGAGGAGAGGAAUAUUCCGGUGUGUCUCGACAAGUGUGGACGAAUGCGCGUGGAGUAUAGUUACAGUGAGGGCUCGUCGUGCGUUAAGACGGGGGAUGUUGUUGGGAUUGAAGGAGAUAAAUGGUAUGUAGAUUGUGAUGGUGUUGUGGUGGAUAGAAGCUCAAGAAACUAUGGAAAUUGGGGUUUUGAUGAUAAUGAUGAUGGUGAUGAAUUUACACCAAGGAGAUUGUCUAGGCAUUUGCAUGGGAUGUGGCCAUGA